AGGAGGCAGUAAACAGUUUUCUGAGCUUCUCGGCCUAGAGUCGCCUACCUAACUUUCAAAACCUCACACAAAAGUCUGUAACCACACACCUGAAAUAAAGAUAUUGCAACAUUAACAUCACUGUAUGUCUAUCGUUACAAACCAUCUGCAAUACAUCUCUAAUAUCUAGUUUUCUGUUUACAAGACCUGAAUUUUGUGCUCUCCCGGUCGCGGAAACUGAUGACGAAAAAAGCUAAAUUUGCCAAUUUUUCAAUCGCUGCAGAAAAUUCCCUGAAAAUGAUAGCCCCAAUUGCUACACUGUUCCAUACUCCAGUAACACUGUAAAAUCUGAAAAUAAGCUGAAAUAUAUGGGCCAUCCGUACCGUUUUUUCACUAUUCCACUUUUUCUGAGGCCCCUGCUAAAAUGACAACCCCACUUUAAGCCAGCUCAGAGGAAGCAUGUAUACGCUCCUGCAAGUCAUUACGUCAUACUAUCAAGAUCAAGGCUACUCAACUGAUUUUCUUUAAAUAAGUGAAACUCAAUUCUAGCCGCUGAAACUUCAAUUCUAGCAAUUAUUAUUAUUUACAAGUUCAAAUAUGCACUUCAUUCCGUAAAUUCCCUCUUAUUUGUAAAUUUCACCCCGGCCAAUUCGACACUAACAGCUGAAAACUGUUUACUGCCUCCAAACAAAACGGUGUUUCGUAGACAAGACCUUAAAUGCACAUAGGACUCUUCAAACUAAACAAUGGGUGUUCUUGUAAAAAUUUGUCAAAGGUUGUCAAGAAGUUUAGCUGCCUCAACUCCACAGUGCACAUAUAGAAUGAUUUCAAGUUUAAAUGGAAGUGUUGACAGAUAUAAUGGUGUGACUGUUUCAGUGAAGGACAACAUUUCGCCAACAAUGAAUAUUCAAGAUUUUCAAAAUUUGCUAAAAGAAUCUAUAGUCAAAUGGAGAUCAGAGGAGAGAACUGCAAUAUGGUUACAGAUGCCUAUAGAUUACAGUAGAUAUAUAGAAGCAGCUUCAGCAGAAGGAUUUCAGUUCCACAAUGCAGAAAAUAGUCAAUGUUUAUUGAAACUGUGGCUGAGAGAUGGCGUAGAUGCCUCACCAAGGUUUGCAACACAUCAACUUGGUGUUUGUGGAGUAGUUAUAAAAGAAGAUACACGAGAGGUUCUUGUGAUGCAGGAAAGAAAAAGUCAAUUCAGUAAAUUUUGGAAAUUCCCUGGUGGACUUGCUGACCUUGGAGAAGAUAUAGGUGAUGCUGCGGUUAGGGAAACAUUCGAAGAAACUGGUAUUAAUUCUGAAUUUGCGUCUGUGAUAGCGUUUAGACAACAACACGAACACCCGAGCGCUUUCGGUCGAUCUGACCUUUAUGUUAUAUGUCGUCUACGACCUCUGACCUUUGACAUUGUACCAUGUGACCGAGAGGUUUUGAAAUGCCAAUGGAUGCCGAUAGAUGCACUACGAGAACAUGCUCAAAUAACCUCUAUUACACAUAGACUGACAUCCGUGAUAAUUCAUGGACUUGACAAUGGAUUUAAUUCCAUAGAUUAUACUGCUGAACAAAUGAAAUCUGUAUAUAAAGGAUUGCACUUCACCUUGUUUCACAGGAAUAUACAAUAAUGUUGAAUAAAACUUGUAUGUAGUUUC
Molecule: messenger RNA, 1625 nt
Organism: Mercenaria mercenaria
Lineage: Eukaryota; Metazoa; Mollusca; Bivalvia; Venerida; Veneridae
Product: nucleoside diphosphate-linked moiety X motif 6-like
Exons: 7
Coding region: 726-1598 (290 amino acids)
Molecular function (GO): NAD binding; NADH pyrophosphatase activity; ADP-ribose diphosphatase activity
Source: RefSeq, a predicted model, not a curated record